Folsomia candida is the source of this 447-nucleotide messenger RNA. RefSeq lists its product as uncharacterized. The record is from RefSeq and is a predicted model, not a curated record. Bases 1 to 378 code for a protein of 125 amino acids. Lineage: Eukaryota; Metazoa; Arthropoda; Collembola; Entomobryomorpha; Isotomidae. The transcript has 2 exons.
AUGAACUAUAAUGCUGACAUCGAAGCGGAUGAUGAGCUGAGCAGCACUUCUUCCGAUGAAGAGCACAGCUUGAGAGACGAAAUUCCAGCAAAUGCAGUGGCGUCGAAACCAUUCCUCGUCAUUGCACAAGGAUCUCGCCAGGAAAUGCAGAACUUGGCUGACGAUCUGCAACGCAUCGUCGUGAACAUGAUGGUUCAAAUUGCCAACCUACCCUGGAACCAUGACCGACCAUUGGAGCAGCUGAACCACAUCCCGUUCCAAGAAGACGUCCCCCCCGACGACGAAAGCGAGGGGUACGUCAGUGCCAGCAACAGCGAGGACUAUUAUGAAGGGUGCAGCACGUGCUUCUCAGAGUCGGAGUCGGAAUCGGGGGACUGAUGACGUACUUCCAAUUGCCGCCUUCCCUCGAAGGAUUCAUGACUGGAUAAAGUUCCCUUGGAUCGAAAU